UCACUUCACAGAACCCUUAGCCAGCCAGAGUCCGAGACUCCGAGCCGGGGCCAUCCGCCCCUCUUACUCAACACAAGUUUCCUUUACAAACAUUUCGGCAAGAUGAGGAUCUUGGUCUUCCUCACAUUCUUGCUCCAGCUAAACCUCAUUGCCGUCGCCAAUGGUGGCGUGCAGUCUCAUGCUGGCCAAGACCUUCAACAGGCGUUUGGCCUUUUCAGCUGGAUCAAGAACCUCGUGAAAACUGGCAGCAGUGGAACUGACAUCGUCAACAGAUACUACGAGAGCAAGAAUUCAUUACGCUUCUGUCCCCCUGACGUGCUGUUUCUCCUGGACGGCUCUGACAGCGUGAGUCCUUACGGAUUCCAGUCUGCCAAAGAAGCGCUCAUCCGAGAGAUCCGCGCAGUCACCAAUACGUUUGCUGAUGCCGAUGUUGGAGUAAUCCUAUUCAGCGACUACCUUCAGCAGAUUUCUCUGAAAUCGAGAACGCCGGAUGAGAUCGAACAACUGAUCGCCGAAGUUGAUGGAUUGGUCCAGCCAAGAAAGAAGACUUCCAUGCCCAAAGCUCUUCAGCUCGCAGGUGACACCCUGAAGGAACGCAUGAUUAACGCCCAGAGAGCUUACAACGGAAAUCGGACUGGUGGUGUCAUCGUCCUUAUUUCUGACGGUCAUCCGAAUGAUGCCAGGGCUACUGUCCAGGAAGCCAAGAUAAUCCAUAACAUGGAUAUGAAGAUCAUUUCUCUCUCCAUCGAGAAAGCUCACAUGGUCCUUCUCCAAGACAUCUCCGACCUGGUGCAAGACUACAGGACACCCAUUGACUGGCGCAGUAUGGUUGCUUGCCCAGCUAAAGUGUUGCAGAAAGUGCCAGUUGGUUCAGACUGCAGAGAUAUCCUCAUGGUCGUUGAUGGGUCAGACAGUGUUCUGCUGAGGAAACAGACCGUCCGUAACUACCUGGCAUACACUGCUCUCCGCUAUGCGGGCUCUUCCAACUGGAUGGGUGUGAACAUCUAUGGCACUGAUCCUAAUGUUCAGUCUGAGGCAACCAGAGUCAGGUUGAUGUCGUCUUCGUAUGAACUCGCAGACCGCAUUCGUAAUGUGCUUUUGUUUCCAACCACUGGUGGCACCGGCACCCACUUGGCCGUCCGUCAGAGCGUAGAUAUGCUGGAUGACGACUUUAGAAAAAACCCAGCCGGCAUGGUCCUCAUCACUGAUGGCCCUCCAAUUGAUGUUGAAGCCACUAGACAAGCUAUACAAGAUGCCCGUGACCGCGGGUACAUAGUGGUCAUCAUUCGUAUUGGCCCAGUGCUCACCGACGACGUUCUCAACCAGAUAACUGGCGGGCAGAACGCGAACGUAUUCUCUGUGAAUGAUUUCACCGAACUGUAUGCUGUUGAUUUCGAUAGCAUUUUCUGUGGAAAUGAUCAAUCUUGCAAUGUUGACCCACUGAGCUGCAAGAACCCGUACCGCUUUGACAGAGGGAGAUGUGCUUGUGUUUCAAGACAACCAGUGUAAGUGCCAGUGCUUAAACCGAUGUCCUACUGGUCAGCGUCUGGGCUCAGAUUGCAGCUGUAUCAGCCAAUGCCCUAGCAGUUGUCCGUCUGGAAUAAGCACACAACAGGCAGAUUGCAGUUGUCAGUGCACAGACAGUCGGCUCACCUAUUUCCCAUCAACAAGAACUUGUAGUAAGUUUAAUGAUUCAAUUCUUCUAUGUUUGGUUUCUGAGAAUAAAAUGGGCCACGUUAUUCAAUGAUACUAAAGGAUGUAAAUGAGUCUGGACAUCUUCUCUUUGAAAUGAAGUAGCAGCUGCUGCUUCUUGCUGAACUGUAUUAUCUGGAACUAAUAAUGCUGGCGAAAAGUG
This is a messenger RNA of Aplysia californica (California sea hare), 1855 nucleotides long. RefSeq lists its product as uncharacterized. The record is from RefSeq and is a predicted model, not a curated record. Lineage: Eukaryota; Metazoa; Mollusca; Gastropoda; Aplysiida; Aplysiidae. Gene Ontology annotation, molecular function: protein binding.